AUGAUCCAAGUGAGAUUUGAAUGGAUUCGUAGUUACGAGAACUAUCGUGUUGUUCUCGUUUUGGCUCUUGACCUCGUUCGUCAACUCACAAAACUCUCUGAAUUGACCAAUGAACACUCUGGCCACUCUGUAUCCUAUGUUAACAAGUUCAAACUGAUGUCACCUGAAUUUCGUGAACCUCCCAAGUGACCUUUGAAACAGCCCGACUUCUUGCAUAGCAAUACGGAGCCGCCAAGGCGGGAUUCGAUCAACUGACCCGAUGCGUGGCAAUAGAGCUCAUUGAGCAUGGCGUGGGAGUCAACUCGGUGAGCCCUGCCCUCAUCGAAACCGGAUUUUUGAAUGAUGUGGGAAUGGCGAAGGAGAUGUCAACGAAGGUUGAGAAAUACUACGUGGAGCACAGAGACUGCAUCCCCGUCGGAGCAGCGGGAACUCCGGAAGACGUGGCUCUUCUGAUUGCCUUCGUCGCUGACAGAAAGUUCUCUUCUUUCAUAAUCGGACAGUCUAUCUCUCGUUUUGGCAAUGACAUCGCGUGA
This is a messenger RNA of Caenorhabditis sp. 36 PRJEB53466, 533 nucleotides long. The record is from the annotation of a GenBank genome assembly. NCBI's taxonomy places the organism in Eukaryota, Metazoa, Nematoda, Chromadorea, Rhabditida, Rhabditidae.